UUUCAAUCGGCCUGGUUGCAAAAUUGAAGGAUCAGGAGGCCUCUAAUGGGAUCUAGGGGCCGUGUUCCGCCUCUAUGCAGGACACGGAGAAUGCUGCACAGGGGCAAGGUUGUAGCAUGGGGUGACCCAGACCGCGCUCAGUCUUAUAUUAUACCUUCUGUUGUUCUCUUGAACUUCAUCCUGUGUUAGAGCCGUUGCUCUUCUCAAGAUCUUAUACCGUCGCUUUGCUGAACCAUCUAGAAACCCCUACGAGCCGUUAAAAUGGGGCUUGUCUUCAAUAUUGCCCUCGCGGUUUUUGCUGCGACAGGCUCAUUCCUCUUUGGAUAUGACUCUGGUGUAAUGACAGACGUCAUCCAAUCGCCCAACUUUCUCGGUUUCUUCAAUACCAAUCCAGACACUGCCAUCAUUGGAGCAAUCAACUCUACGUUCUCCGGAGGAGCCGUCUUUGGAGCCUUGAUGGGGGGUCUCACUAUGGAUCGCUUUGGACGAAGAAUGACCAUUCUGAUCGGAGCAGCCAUCAAUCUUUUAGGAGCAUGUCUACAAUGUGGUGCGCAAAAUCUCGCAAUGAUUCUCGUUGGGCGGAUUUUGGCUGGCUGGGCUAUUGGCUUGCUGUCCAUGUCUGUUCCCGUAUAUCAGUCGGAAUGCGCCCAUCCAAAAACCAGAGGACUUAUUGUUGGCCUUACCCAGCAAAUGAUCGGUGUUGGCUUUAUUGUUUCUACGUGGGUCGGGUAUGGCUCUUCUAAGGUACCCGAGACGAGUGCAUUCUCAUGGCGCUUUCCUCUCGGUUUUCAGGGCAUACCAUGCGCCAUGUUAAUUGCUGGAAUCCUCUUCUUCCCAGAGUCUCCCCGGCAUCUGAUUGAGACUGAUCGCUCCGAUGAAGCUAUGAGAGUUUUACGAAAGCUUCAUUACAAUGGCCAAAACGAUGAUUGGAUUCAAUCGGAGUUCAACGAAAUCAAGCUUACAAUUGAGGCUGAGAGGGCGAUCACAGCUCCAGGGUGGCGAAUCAUGUUUACGGUUAAGACAUGGAGGACGCGGCUUAUGCACGCUGUCCUCAUUCAGGUUUUUACACAAAUGACUGGGAUCAACGUCAUUGGAUAUUACCAAACACUUAUGUAUAACAACCUUGGGAUAACCGGUGAUCGGGCUCUCCUCGUUACGGGUAUUUAUAAUGUUGUCGGACCAGUCUUCAAUUUCUUCUUCAUCACCGUUCUCCUCGACCGAGUCGGUCGAAAGAAGCCACUUCUCAUUGGCACUGUGGGGAUCACGAUCGCUUUAGUCUGCGAAGCUAUUAUAGGAUCUCAGAUAGAGCAUGCGACCGGCUCUCGAAAGGACAGCCUAUCUAUCGCGGGCGUAUUCUUCCUUUUCUGUGUCUCCUGCAUCUUCAGCUGCUCCUUCGGGCCCAUCAGCUGGGUUUAUGCAUCGGAGAUUAUGCCAUUCCAGAUUCGAGGUCGUGGAUCAGCUUUUGCAACCGGUAUUGGAAAUUGGCUCGUUAGCACAGUCUGGUCUCAGGUCUCGCCAAUCGGGCUCGGUCAUAUCACAUACAAGUUUUACUUCAUUUUCGUGGCCUUCAACAUAUGUGUCACGUUCCCUACCAUUUUCUUCAUUUUCAAGGAGACAACGAAGUUGACUCUCGAAGAAAUUGAUUUGCUUUUCGGAGAGCGCGCAUUAGGGACGCUACCGGAGGAUCUAGACGCCAAGGAAUUAGCUAAGGGGACAGAUCCGGAGCGCCAGAUUUCUCUCCAUGAGAUGCAUGAUGAGACGCACUAGCCAGAAAUUUAUGUGGAGUAAUUCAGAAGCCUCAGAAGAUAGUCAACAUCGCCUUAUA
Molecule: messenger RNA, 1825 nt
Organism: Lindgomyces ingoldianus
Lineage: Eukaryota; Fungi; Ascomycota; Dothideomycetes; Pleosporales; Lindgomycetaceae
Product: general substrate transporter
Exons: 8
Coding region: 262-1767 (501 amino acids)
Biological process (GO): carbohydrate transport; transmembrane transport
Cellular component (GO): membrane
Molecular function (GO): carbohydrate:proton symporter activity
Source: RefSeq, a predicted model, not a curated record